AUGACAUUCCUCGCUUUUGUAAUAAUCCUUCUGGUGAGGGUGACGCUCGCAACCGAGAGCGACGUAUGGCGUCCUUGCGGGGAAAUCAAGCGCGAUCUGCGGAUACCAUGUGCGUGCGCUCUGACAGUGUCUGGCGCGAGGAAGAAUGUGCUCUCCGUGCGAGUCAACUGCGACCGCGUCGCUCUCAACGGCGACCUGAUCCCACGGCUCAACGACUCGACGAUCGUGGCUUUCAGCCAGAAGUUCGCGGGCCACCGCGGCUUACCGGUCGCGGUGACGAGCGCCCUCCCAGGUACCCUGGAAUCCUUGGACUUUAGCGACAACUCGAUCCGCCGGUUGGCCGAUCGGCAUCUCCGAGGACACCCCAACUUGACGGAACUCCGUCUGGCGAACAACGCACUCGGGGACAACGUCAAUCCCAUAUUUUCGAGCAACGAGUUUCACGAGCUUUCGAGCCUGAAGCUCUUGGAUCUGCGAUCGAACGGACUGCGCGGCAUCGAGGAGGGGAUUUUCGCGGGAUGCCCCAGCUUGGAGGAGCUGUACUUGGAUUUUAACAAUUUAACGCGGCCGCCGGUCGGAUCGCUAAAAGGACCAAAGGCCUUAAAAGUCCUCGGUCUGGCUGGUAAUAGAAUCGAUUCGAUCGAUUACGGUGCUUUUUCGAUUUUCGGAGAAACACUGUUGAGCCUCAACUUGAGCAGCAAUGAAAUAAACUGGUUGAAGGACGGUGCUUUUACAGAAAUGACAAGUCUCGCGGUUCUCGACAUGUCGGGUAAUCUUAUCAAGAAUCUGAACAGCGACGCUUUGAAAGGUGCGUACAAUCUUCGAGAGCUCGACAUGUCGAAAAAUCUAUUCGAGAACUUUCCAACCGAAGCCUUGCGCCAUCUCAAAAAUCUUCGAAUCCUCGAUAUGUCGCACAAUUCAAUCACCGAAUUGAGGCGCCUGCACCUGGAGGACUUGAAAAAUCUGCAAUAUUUAGACUUGAGUCGAAAUAAAAUUGCACACUUGGGCUCGAACACAUUUGCCGAUUUGACCCACUUGGUUCGCCUCGAUCUAGCUUUCAACUUUUUACGCACCAUGGACGAAUCGUCGUUCGGAGGACUGGGCAAGUUAAAUUGGCUGUCGCAUCUUGACUUGUCGCACAACCAACUGAGCGAGGUCGAUCGUACGGCUGCUCUAGGGAACAACAGCCUCCUGUCGUUGAAUUUGGCCAGUAACCGGUUGACCAGGAUAUCCGCUGACGUGUUCAAGCACCUGGUUAGAUUGGAGCGCCUCAACAUAAGUGAUAACCCGCUCUACGGCGGAUUUCCCCCGGUUUUCCCUCGAUCGCUCAUCGAGCUGGACGCCACGCGUACCGGCCUCGAGGUAUUGCCGGCCGUCCUCCUCUUGAACCUCGCGAGCCUCGAGCGCCUCUAUUUCGCGGGAAAUCGGCUGCGAGAGAUCGACGAGGCCACCUUCAGUCACCACUCGAACCUGACUCUCAUCGAUUUGUCAGACAACGAGCUCGCUACUCUGAGCAAAGGUGCCUUUGUGGGCCUCCCCAGCCUCAAAAACCUACUUCUCCACGGCAACAAGUUCACAAACGUGUCGUCGCAACUGCUCCCGGCUUUACUGGAGGACCGCGCCGGCUUCGCCAACUCCCGAGGAGUGAACAUCAGUCUCAGCUGCGAUUGCGGGUCCAAAGCUCUAUGGAAGAGACUCAGAGUAUUCGGCAGCGCGAUCGUGUGCUUGUCACCGGUCGAUGGUCAAUCAUCGUCUUGCGCAUCAAAAGAUGAUGUUCCGAUCACUGCACUUGAAACUGUAAACAGCAACAACAGCCAAGACGACAGCGUCGAUUCAACGAGUACCGAUCCGAUUACUCCUCUUGAAGAGAGUAGCCCGUCGACGAGUUCGGAGCCCGCAAUCGUCUGGAGCACGACGGCACCAACGUUUCCGGACUCGAAAAGUAACAAAUCAUCUUACGAGCAUCCGCCGGUGAGCGUAUCGGGCAUUGCUGGUAGUGCAGAUGAUUUUCUUAUAAUUGGAAUUAUUCUGGCGGUGGUGCUUCUCGUACUGAUCGUCGCAGCAACAAUAUGCGUGUAUCGAAUACGCCGAAAUUCUCAUGUACGCGCUGCAGCCAUGGCUUCCAGUAUGCAUGACGCGUCGAUGCUGCGACCGGCCAGCAGUAACUUUGGCGGCGGUAAAUUAAAUCAUCAGGACUGCGUUUACGUGAAUUCGUACAACGGUUCCACUCUGAUGAGGCAUCACACUUCAGGCAGCAAUGCCACCAAUGCAACAUCGGCCUCGCCCGUCCAAAUGCUACCCCUUGUACAGCCCCUGCCCAUCAUUCAUUCCACACCAAAUUCGCAAUCGAUGUACGGCUAUUACGAUAAUGUCACGCCUUUUUACGUCAUUUCAACCGAUAACAAGUGGGAUUGA
Messenger RNA from Copidosoma floridanum, 2415 nucleotides. RefSeq lists its product as uncharacterized. The record is from RefSeq and is a predicted model, not a curated record. Lineage: Eukaryota; Metazoa; Arthropoda; Insecta; Hymenoptera; Encyrtidae. Gene Ontology annotation, molecular function: protein binding.